CUCCCCGCAUCCCCCCGCCGCAUCCCCCCCGGAGCCGCCGCGGGGCCGCCGCGCCGCGCCGCGCCCGCCCGAGCCCAUCCAGGUGUACGGACAGGUCAACCUCAACGAUUCCCACAAUCAGAUGGUCGUCCACUGGGCAGGAGAGAAGAGCAACGUGAUCGUGGCCUUGGCCAGAGACAGCCUGUCUUUGCUGGGUCCCAAAAACAGCGAUGUUUACGUGUCUUACGACUACGGGAAGAGCUUUAAGAAGAUUUCGGAGAGGUUCAGCUUCGAGGGGGGGAACAGCAGCGAGGUGGCCAUCGCCCAGUUCUACCACAGCCCGGCCGACAACAAGAGGUAUAUCUUCGUGGACGCCUUCGCCCCGUACCUCUGGAUCACCACCGACUUCUGCAACACAGUUCAGGGCUUCUCCAUUCCCUUCAGAGCAGCUGAUCUCCUCCUGCACAGCAGGAACCCCAACCUCCUCCUGGGCUUCGACAGGUCUCAUCCUAAAAAACAGCUCUGGAAAUCAGACGAUUUUGGCCGGACCUGGAUAAUGAUUCAGGAACACGUGAAAUCCUUUUCAUGGGGGGUUGAGCCCUACGACAAGCCCAACACGGUGUACAUCGAGCGGCACGAGCCCUCGGGGGCUUCCACCGUCAUCCGCAGCACCGACUUCUUCCAGAGCCGGGAAAACAAGGAGAUAAUCCUGGAAGACGUGGAAGACUUCCAGCUCAGGGACAAAUACAUGUUUGCAACCAAGUCUGUGCGUUUGCUUGGCAGCUCAGAGCCACCCUCAGUCCAGCUCUGGGUUUCCUUCAACCGCAAGCCGAUGCGCGUGGCACAGUUCGUUACCAAGCAUCCAAUUAAGGAAUAUUAUGUUGCUGAUGCCUCGGAGGACCAGGUGUUUGUGUGUGUCAGCCACGACAACAACAGGACCAACCUCUACAUCUCGGAGGCAGAAGGCCUGAAGUUCUCCCUGUCUCUAGAAAACGUGCUCUACUACAGCCCGGGGGGAGCUGGGAGUGACACCUUGGUCAGGUACUUUGCCAACGAGCCCUUCGCAGACUUCCACCGCGUGGAGGGCGUGCGGGGCGUGUACAUCGCCACGCUGCUCAAUGGCUCCUUCAGCGAGGAGAACAUGCGCUCCGUCAUCACCUUCGACAAGGGUGGCACCUGGGAGCUGCUGCAGCCCCCGGCACAGACACACUACGGGGAGCACAUCGACUGCCAGCUUUCCCAAGGCUGCUCUCUCCACCUGGCCCAGCGCCUGAGCCAGCUGCUGAAUUUCCAGCUCCGCAGGAUGCCCAUUCUCUCCAAGGAGUCAGCACCAGGACUGAUCAUCGCCACCGGCUCCGUUGGCAAGAACAUGGCAAGGAAAACCAAUGUCUAUGUCUCAAGCAGUGCUGGAGCAAGGUGGAGAGAGGCACUGUCUGGACCCCACUACUACACCUGGGGUGACCACGGGGGCAUUCUCGUGGCCAUCGCUCAGGGCACCGAGACCGACCAGCUCAAGUACAGCACAAACGAAGGGGAGACCUGGAAGGUGUUCACGUUCUCGGAGAAGCCGGUGUUUGUGUACGGGCUGCUCACCGAGCCGGGGGAGAAAAGCACCAUAUUCACCAUCUUUGGCUCCUACAAAGAGAAUGGCCACAGCUGGCUGAUCCUGCAGAUCAACACCACGGAUGUGCUGGGGGUCCCUUGCACAGAGAAUGACUACAAGCUGUGGUCACCCUCCGAUGAGCGAGGCAAUGAAUGUUUACUGGGGCAUAAAACCGUGUUCAAGAGGAGGACUCCUCAUGCCACCUGUUUCAAUGGAGAGGAUUUUGACAGGCCUGUCAUGGUCUCCAACUGCUCCUGCACGAGGGAAGACUUUGAAUGUGAUUUUGGCUUUAAACUGAGCGAUGAUUUAUCAUUAGAAGUUUGUGUUCCUGACCCUGAAUUUGCUGGGAAACCCUAUGACCCACCAGUCCCUUGCCCUGUUGGCUCAACCUACAGGAAGACUCGAGGCUACAGAAAGAUCUCUGGGGACACUUGUGCGGGUGGAGACAUCGAGUCGCGGCUCGAGGGGGAGCUGGUGCCGUGCCCGCUGGCUGAGGAGAACGAGUUCAUUCUCUACGCCACCCGCUACUCCAUCCACCGCUACGACCUGGCCUCGGGUGUCAGCGAGGAGCUGCCCCUGGCAGGGCUCAGAGGGGCAGUUGCCCUCGACUUUGACUACGACCACAACUGCUUGUACUGGGCUGAUGUCACUCUGGACAUUAUCCAGCGUCUUUGCCUCAACGGCAGCUCUGGGCAAGAAAUAAUCAUAAGCACUGGGCUGGAGACAGUGGAAGCUUUGGCCUUUGAACCCCUCAGUCAGUUGCUGUACUGGGUCAAUGCUGGGAUUCCCAAAAUUGAGGUUGCCAAUCCAGACGGAGACCUGCGACUCACUGUCCUCAACUCCUCCAUCCUUGAGCGACCCCGAGCCCUCGCUCUGGUUCCCCGAGACGGGUUGAUGUUCUGGACUGACUGGGGGGACUCCAGAGCUGGGAUUUACAGGAGUGACAUGGACGGGUCCCUGGCCGGGUGCAUCGUUUCGGAGGGGGUGCGGUGGCCAAACGGGAUUUCCGUGGAUGACCACUGGAUCUACUGGACCGAAGCCUACAUGGACAGGAUCGAGAGGGUGGAUUUCAAUGGGAUGCAGAGAUCUGUCAUCCUGGACAGCCUCCCUCACCCUUAUGCUAUUGCUGUGUUUAAGAAUGAGAUCUACUGGAAUGACUGGUCACAGCUGAGCAUCUUCAGAGCAUCCAAAACCAGUGGCUCGAGGAUGGAGAUCCUGGUCGGCCGAUUAAAUGGGAUCAUGGACAUGAAAAUCUUUUACAGAGGAAAGACAACAGGGGAGAAUGGCUGCAUCUCCAAGCCCUGCAGCCUGCUCUGCCUGCCCAAGUCCAACCACGGCAGGAGCUGCAAGUGCCCCGAGGGGGUGUCCAGCACCGUGCUGCCCACGGGGGAGGUGAGGUGUGACUGUCCUCGUGGCUACAUCAUGAAGAACAACACUUGCCUGAAGGAAGAAAACACGUGCCUGCCCAACCAGUACAGAUGCUCCAACGGGAACUGCAUAAACAGCAUCUGGCAGUGUGACAACGACAAUGACUGCGGGGACAUGAGCGACGAGAGGAACUGCCCCACCACCGUGUGCGACGCCGAGACCCAAUUCCGCUGCCAGGACUCGGGGACCUGCAUCCCACUGUCCUACAAGUGUGACCUGGAGGACGACUGUGGGGACAACAGCGAUGAAAGUCACUGUGAGGCCCACCAGUGCAGGAAUGAUGAGUUCAGCUGCAGCUCAGGGAUGUGCAUCCGUCUCUCCUGGAUGUGUGAUGGUGACAACGACUGCAGGGACUGGUCUGAUGAAGCCAACUGCACUGCAGUUUAUCACACCUGUGAGGCCUCCAGCUUCCAGUGCCAGAACGGCCACUGCAUCCCACAGCGCUGGGCUUGUGACGGCGACGCCGACUGCCAGGAUGGCUCUGAUGAGGACCCUUCCAACUGUGAGAAGAAGUGCAAUGGCUUCCAGUGCCCUAAUGGCACCUGCAUCCCAACCAGCAAACACUGCGAUGGCAUCAACGACUGCUCUGAUGCAUCGGAUGAGCAGCACUGUGAGCCCCUGUGCACCCGCUACAUGGAUUUUGUGUGCAAGAACCGGCAGCAGUGCCUGUUCCACUCCAUGGUGUGUGACGGCAUCAUCCAGUGCCGGGACGGGUCAGACGAAGAUGCCAACUAUGCUGGCUGCUCCCAGGACCCCGAGUUCCACCGGACCUGCGACCAGUUCAGCUUCCAGUGCCAGAAUGGGGUGUGCAUCAGCCUGGUGUGGAAGUGCGACGGGAUGGACGACUGUGGGGAUUACUCUGAUGAAGCAAACUGUGAAAACCCAACAGAGGCCCCGAACUGCUCCCGGUACUACCAGUUCCAGUGUGGGAACGGGCACUGCAUCCCCAACCGGUGGAAGUGUGACAAGGAGAAUGACUGUGGGGACUGGUCUGAUGAGAAGGACUGUGAGGGUUCUCCAGUUCAUCCCAUGACCACGCUGAUCCCCCCGACGUGUUUGCCCAACCACUUCCGCUGCAACAGCGGCUCCUGCAUCACCAACAGCUGGGUGUGUGACGGGUACAGGGACUGCACCGACGGCUCUGACGAGGAGGCCUGUCCCACCCCACGACCCAACGUGACAGCCACCUCCCCGGCGCUCCCGGGGCGCUGCAGCAGGUUCGAGUUCGAGUGCCAGCAGCUGCACAAGUGCAUUCCCAACUGGAAGCGGUGUGACGGCGUGAGGGACUGCCAGGACAGCACCGACGAGAGGAACUGCCCUACCCAGAGCACCCUGUCGUGCCCUAAUGGUUACAAAUGUGAGGAUGGAGAGGCCUGCAUCAUGUUGACAGAGCGCUGUGAUGGAUAUCUGGACUGCUCAGACAGCAGUGAUGAGAGGAACUGCACCGAUGACACAAUCGUGUACAAAGUCCAGAACCUCCAGUGGACGGCGGAUUUCUCCGGGGAUGUCACUCUGACGUGGGCCCGGCCAAAAAGGAUGUCCUCCACCUCCUGUGUCUACAACAUCUACUACAGGACGGUGGGAGAAAGCAUUUGGAAGGUUUUGGAAACCCACAGCAACAAAACCAACAGCGUUUUGAAGGUCCUCAAGCCUGACUGUACCUAUCAGGUGAAGGUCCAAGUGCAGUGUCUGAGCCGGGUCUACAACACCAACGACUUCAUCACGCUGCGGGCACCCGAAGGAUUGCCAGAUGCUCCCUUCAACCUCCAGCUGUCCCUGAAGAAAGAAGCUGAGGGUGUGGUGGUGGGCUGCUGGAGUCCCCCCGUGAACGCCCACGGCCUCAUUCGGGAAUUCAUCGUGGAAUACAGCAGCAGUGGAUCCAAGGAGUGGUCGUCCCUGAGAACCACCACCAACUACACAGAGAUCAAGAACUUAGAGGUCAACACGCUCUACACAGUCAGAGUUGCUGCAGUAACUAGUCGAGGAGUGGGAAAUUGGAGUGAUUCCAAAUCCAUAACCACCAUAAAAGGCAAAGUCAUCCCUCCCCCUGUCAUACACAUUGAGAGCUACAGCGAGGACUCCAUAAGUUUCAGCCUAAAAAUGACCACUAAUAUCAAGGUCAGUGGUUAUGUUGUGAACAUCUACUGGACAUUCGAUACCCACAGGCAGGAAAAAAGGACCCUGAUCAUAGAAGGAGAAAAGCCCAUCCAAAAAGUGGCAAAUUUGACAGCACACACCCCCUAUGAACUUUCUGCUUGGGCUAAGACGGAGCUGGGUGACAGCCCUCUGUCUUUUGUGCAUGUGGUGACCAGUGGGACAAGACCUGCAUCCCCAAGCCUCAAAGCCAAGGCCAUCAACCAGACAGCAGUGGAGUGCAGCUGGACUGGACCCAGGAAUGUUGUCUAUGGGGUCUUCUAUGCCACAUCCUUCCUGGAGCUGUACAGGAGCCCUCACAACACCACCACGGCCUCCCACAACAUCACGGUGCUGGUGCAGCGGGACGAGCAGUACCUGUUCCUGGUCCGGGUGAUGUCUCCCUACCAAGGGCCACCCUCUGACUACGUGGUGGUGAAGAUGAUCCCCGACAACCGGCUGCCCCCGCGGCACCUCCACUCCGUGCACACCGGCAAGACCUUUGCUGUCAUCAAGUGGGAAUCACCCUAUGAUUCACCUGACCAGGACAUGUUAUAUGCUGUGGCAGUUAAAGAUUUAGUCAGAAAAACAGAUAAAAUCUACAAAGUGAAAACCAGGAACAGCACGGUGGAAUACACCAUCAAGAAGCUGGAACCAGGAGGGAAAUACCACGUGAUUGUUCAGCUGGGAAACAUGAGCAAAGAGUCCAGCAUGAAGAUCAACACAGUUCCACUGUCUGCACCAGAUGCCUUAAAAAUCAUAACAGAAAACGACCAUAUUCUGCUUUUUUGGAAGAGUUUGGCAUUGAAGGAAAGUAAUUUCAAUGAAAGCCGGGGCUACGAGAUCCACAUGUUUGACAGCCUGAUGAACAUCACAGCUUAUCUGGGCAACACCACAGAGAACUUCUUCAAGGUGUCCAACCUGAAGAUAGGUCACAACUAUUCAUUCAGUGUCCAGGCCAGGUGCCUCUACAGCGGGCAGAUGUGUGGGGAGCCGGCCACGCUCCUCUACGACGAGCUGGGAACGGGUGAAGACUCCUCUGCCGCGAAGUCCGGCGGAUCCACGGACGUCGCUGCCAUCGUGGUGCCGGUGCUGUUCCUGCUGCUGGUGACCCUGGGCAUUGGCUUUGUGGUGCUGUACAUGAGGCACAGGAGGCUGCAGAACAGCUUCACUGCCUUUGCCAACAGCCACUACAGCUCCCGCCUCGGCUCGGCCAUAUUCUCCUCGGGAGAUGAUUUAGGGGAUGAGGACGAUGAAGCCCCAAUGAUAACUGGAUUUUCAGAUGACGUCCCCAUGGUCAUCGCGUGAGGGCGCAACUCUGACUGUAAAAAAAACCAAAUGGUGUAAAUAUUUUAUUUGAUAAAAAUAGUUGAUUGUUUAUUUUAAAAAUGCACUUUGAGUUGCAAUACGUUAUUUUUAUAUGGGCCAAAAAAAAUAAUAAUAAUAAUAAUAAUUUUAAGAAUACACUUUGUAGUAAUCAACUGUGAAUUGCAGACUAGGUUGGUUGAGUAACAAAUUGCUUUGAUUUAACAUUAAUUUAGUCUUACAAGGCUAUGCUUGCUGGGCAUGCUUUUAAGUCUGUGAGAUAUUUUCCGUUGACUAAAUUGGCUACUCGUUUUAUUUUUCUAAGACAAGAAUAAAUUUAUUUAAAAAAAAAAAAUUCAGGAGAUUAUAUAUGUAGAGAGAGAUAAGUAAUAUAGUCCCUGAAGGUUUUGCUUUUACUUUAGAAAAAAAAAAAUCCUUUGGACUUUGUUUUAUAUGGAAGUAUUUUUGUUGUGUUAAUUUAUUGGGAAAUCUGCUCGUGAACAGAUUUCCAAAGUCGUCAGACAUUGUACACAUUAUUGUGUAGAACAUGUGCCACUUUAUCUUGCAAGGCAGUAGUAUCUUGGCAUCCCCAUCAUUGUUCUUGCCAUGAUAAUACAAAUCCUUAUUUUUACAUAUUUUUGUCUCCCUUAUCAAAAGGCCCAAUUUUUGAGCAAACUCAGAGCUCAAGUCCAGACACGGCAGCACAAACUUUCUGGAGGAGUUUAUCUCCCUGCUGCCCUACCUGGAAGCCAAAAGGGUCGUGCAGACCCUUGUGUGUGGGUGUGACAGGCCGUGAACCCAUUAGCAGGAGGGGUUUUGGGGUCUGAUUAUCCCUGGGCAGCAGCACAGAAAGGUUUGGGUUUGCAGGGACCUUAAAGCCCAUCUCAUUCCACCCCCUGCCAUGGGCAGGGACACCUUCCACUGGCCCAGGUUGCUCCAACCUGGCCUUGGACACUUGCAGGGAUGGGGCAGCUUUUGCAGUGCUGUUCCAACACCCAGAUUUUGCAGUUCUGCCCCUCACUCCCAGGUUUGCAGCAACAACACCUCACACCCUCCCCUGCUGCCCAAACCCCCUCGGGGGGCUCCUGCAGCCACCGAGCUGCUGCUCAUCACACGGGGCUUAAUUAACCUGCAGUUUACAUCCAUAACAACACCAACAAAAUUUGCCACUAGCACCUUAAAACACCCUCCCCAGGUAAUGAGGACACCUUUCCUCCUGGAGCUUUCCCUCAGAUGCUGACACUGUGGUGGGACGGAAGGGGGAGCCUCCGGUGUGCACGACUGGGAAAGGCUUCGCUCCAGGUUUUCCACAGCCACACGGAGCAGUGAUUACUGAACAUUUAAAUUCGUUUGGUUUACAGCAGGGAUUCAAUCCUCCCUCCUUAGCAUUUCCUAAAAGCAGCUGUAGUUGCACCCUCAACUCUAAGGAAAAAAAAAAAACAAAACAUAUAUAUCUACAAAUAUAUUAUUUUCCCAUCACUAGUCAUCUCACGUUUCCAGUAGACAUAAUCCUGGCUACGAGAGCCAAGCAAUGUCUACAUACCACUGUUGAGCUUUUUUGUUGUGGUUUAUUUUUUUUUUUUUGAUAGCAAAAUGUGAAUCUCACCACUACUUGCCAACCCAAGGGCCACGACAGGGGCGGAUGCUCAGGGCUCUCACCUGUCCGUGCCCUGUAUAUGCAAAACCCCUCACCAGUAAAUACAGCACACACUGUCUUGUCACACUGUUUCCUUCCCUUUAAAACCAGAGUAUUUUUUGCUGUGUAAAUUAGGUUGUAAUUGCAGUCUUCCUACGGAUGAAAUGAGAAUGGCCAACUAUGUUUUGAUACACGACCGAUCCGUUUAAUUUCACAAUAGAAAAAUGUGUAAAAAGUUGAAGUCUGGAUGGUUUGAUACUCUAUAGAAAUACUGACUCUAUUUUCAAUUACUGGUGUUAACAUUCCUGGAGACAGAUUCCUCCCCCCCCGCCGCCCCCCAGAGCUGGGACCAAACUAGAAUCAGAUUUUUAUAAGUAGCAGCAAGCUUGCAGAGUUGCAAUAUUUUUACCUUGUUAGUGGGUCAGGUGAUGUUCAGGAGCUGAAAUUUUGAAUAAAUCAACCCAGCACACAUAGCUCUAUUUGCCUGGAGUUACAGCUACACAGAGAGACCAGAAUCUGACCCAGAGGCUAAACUAGUCUGAAAAAACAUAAAUCAAAAAUUUGAUACAGGAAAGGAAGCCUAAAAGCAGAGAUAAAGAGUAUUGAACUCCUUCCUUAUAAAAGCAAAUCUUUUUGCACAGGUAACUGGAAAUUACAGUACAAUAUCCCAGGAGCUGGUACCUCUCUGGUGAGAAUUAGUAGGGGUUAAAUACAGAUACUUUACUCCCCCAGGGGUAAAUCCUGCUCCAGUAAGGUGAGCAGAAUUUAGCCCAUCUCUGCCUCGAAGCAAGAUUCCAAGGGGGAUCCUUGUAACCACUUUAAAUCCUGCAGAAAUCCCUUGGCUGGAGAUUUCCAAGCAGCAGCUGGGGGACAAUUCACUCCUGGCCACUCUUAAAGGCUUCUUUGUUCCAGUGGCUGGUACAGAGCGAAGCAUUUUGGGGUCCUACUGGACCCAAAAACCAACACUCUUGGUUACCUGUGCCUCCCUAACCCAAGGUGGGCAGAGCAGAGCCCUCUGAGCCUGGUCUGCAGAGUCAAGCCUGGGUUUGGGGGCUCUGCAAAGCCCAGCUUUCCUCGUGUGGACGGUGCUGUAACACUCCCCAGCCCUCCCAGACUUUCCCUUCACUGCAAAAAAUCACCACUGUGCUCUCAGCAAAGCAACUUCACAGGGCUAGUGUAUUUUAUAUAUAUAUAGAUAGAUAGAGAAGUCUAAGCUCCAGGUGGGGAUUGAGCAGAUUAGAUGCAGUCCUGGGUAAAUUGUAUAUUUUUAUGAACUUUUGAAGCACGGAAAUCUUGUUCACGGAGACAUAUAGGGGGUGGGAGGGUUCUGCUGUAAAUAGGGUCCAUGGAUGUGGAUGUAUAUUUUGUUCUGGUUUUCCUUUCAGUAGCCUUAUGCAAUGUGACAUGAUUCUAGUGCCCUAAUUUUUGGGAGGUGAUUUGGGUUUGUUUUGUAGGAACCCAAUGAAACGUUUGGAUCUGUAUGGGAAAAAUAUAAAAGUACCCUGGUCAGGAGGAACUUAUUCCAGUUAAUUUGUGUUUGCAUCCAUUUCAGAUUUCCCACAGGUGCCCAUGGGCACUCUCAAGUCCAUUUGAACAAAGGUUGAACCCUAAAAUCUGGUGGGGUUUUGGACCAUGGAUUGCUUUGGGUUUCUGAAGGUUUUUUGUGUGUUUUCUGGGGGUGUGUUUUUGUUUUUUUUUACAACAAAGGAAAAGGAGGCGCCAUUUUCCGGCCCAGAGAUCUGACCACCCUAUUGAAGGUCAAAAAAAAUGGAUCUUUUUCAGCCUGAAUAAAUCACAUCUGUUGGCUGGAACCUCUGUAAAAGCUCCCUGCACCCACCUCCUCGGAGCCCGGCGCCUGCCCCGGGCGCGCACGGGAGCCAGCUGGAACAGGAGCUUCCAGCUCCUCUGGGGUUUGGCUGACAGCCUGGACCCCAGGUAAACACUCAGAGGAAUUUUGGAGAGGGGUGAAACGUGUCAUGUUGUCCCCAGGGGAAAAGCCUGCCUGCAGAUAUUUCAGCUGCAGGAGAGCCGGCGUGCUGCGAGUUCACGCCCCGUCUAACCCUGCCAUAACUUGUUCCAUGUGCUCCCACCUUGACACAGCAUUAGCAGGAGGCAGCUGCAGAUCCAGGACUGGGAAAAGACUAUUUUGCUUGGGCAGAGAUCAAGUUACAUAUGGAUAUAUAGGAGCCCAGACCCAGCCAGGAAGGGGAGGAGAGAGCAGAGAGGCAGAGCUGGCUCCCGACACCCACAUAAUCAUCUUUUGGCCUCGUGGCCAAAGGACCUUUGUGUUUGAUGGUCACCUUGGUGGUCGCCACAGUAGUUCACUCAUCCUGUUUCCAGAGUCACCAAGAGCAGCCCCAGCAUCACAUAAACCACCAGGGAAAUGCCACCUAAGCCAGCAACUCUCCCAGGGCAGAUCCCAGUCCGGGCAUCUCCAUGCUUGGAAUCUCUUUGCAGGGACAGAGUAUGCUCUGUAUAUGAGCCUGUGAGUCUGUGUAUGACAAACUUCACUUACUUGCUGGUGGAAAUGUAAAAUGUGCUCAGGAAAGACCAAAAUAACCCUUUCUGAAGCAACUUUCAAGUCUCCUUCAAAUGGACUUGAGAAGGGAAAUGGUGCAAUGACUUAGUUACUCUUGGACCCUGAGAGCAUCUUCAUUCCUGGAACUAGCUGUAACAUUAUAAUUAAUCCUUCAAAACGUGCAGCAGUCUACAAGCAGCCAGUCUCUAAUGAGAUUUUUAGAGGUAGUGUCAACUUUUGAUCUGAUUCCUUAAGUGAAGUUUAAUAUUAUAUCAUCAGAAUCGCUCCUCUGUGUCUUGUUUGGUUUUUUUAUAUUUUCCAUUCACUGAUUUCUGCUAUGUAUUAUUGCACAAUUUUGAAGGAAUUUUUGUCUGUCAAUUUUUUUCCCCCCACUUAAUGAUAAUAAUAAAAAUGGAUUGGGUAAACAAA
This is a messenger RNA of Corapipo altera (White-ruffed manakin), 11031 nucleotides long. It is a transcript of the gene SORL1, whose product is annotated as sortilin related receptor 1. Gene Ontology annotation, molecular function: protein binding. The coding region runs from base 122 to 6451 and encodes 2109 amino acids. Gene Ontology annotation, biological process: post-Golgi vesicle-mediated transport; protein retention in Golgi apparatus; protein targeting to lysosome. The record is from RefSeq and is a predicted model, not a curated record. Lineage: Eukaryota; Metazoa; Chordata; Aves; Passeriformes; Pipridae. The transcript has 48 exons. Gene Ontology annotation, cellular component: Golgi apparatus; membrane.